Molecule: messenger RNA, 2238 nt
Organism: Manduca sexta (tobacco hornworm)
Lineage: Eukaryota; Metazoa; Arthropoda; Insecta; Lepidoptera; Sphingidae
Product: phospholipase A1 member A
Exons: 2
Coding region: 24-1076 (350 amino acids)
Molecular function (GO): lipase activity
Source: RefSeq, a predicted model, not a curated record
UUAUGUAAGCGGCGUGGCGCGCGAUGGUGCGGUGGCUGGUGGUGCUCAUGCUGGUCACACUGCUCGCCGGCGCCAAGCUCCAGGACUUCUCCGCGCUGCUGCCGCCCAUCCUCAACGCCAGGCUGGAUGAGCUGGUCCGCGCCGCUAGUGAUACUUGUAUGUUAAGAGGUGACGCUCUCCCUGUGGACAUCCUCUUCUCACGGCAGUACACCGUGGAGUCUCCGAACCUAAACAUCGUAGAAUUUACCAGGCACGGGCAGCGCUCCUACCGCGUCACGAAGGCACAUCUCAAGACUGGCGCCGACGCCUCCCAACUCGUGGUGUACGUACCAGGCUGGUGGAACACCCCCUCAGACGAGUCCACGCAGGCGAUCGUCAAAGCCCUGCUUACAAAACAUCCAAUAAUCUUAGUUUUAGACACACAACUUGCCUUCUGUCGCGGUUAUGUCUCCUCUGCAUCCAGAGUCAAGUCAUUAGCGCAGGCCCUCUAUAGUUUCUUAAAGAAACUCAAUCAAAACGGCUAUCCUCUACCUUCGGCGCAUCUUAUAGGAUUCAGUCUGGGCGCCCAUGUCGUCGGAAUAGUGGGGAAGAUGGUCCGGAACAAGUUGGAUACUAGAAUUGGUCGGAUAACUGCCCUGGAUCCAGCCAAACCUUGUUUCAGCAAGACGAAGUACCGUAUAGACGUCAAUGACGCUGUCUUCACACAGGUGGUGCACUCAAGUCCUGGUGUUUUGGGCGUAGAAGAGCCAGUAGGACAUGUGGAUGUGUAUUUAAAUGGUAUAAGGCCUCAGCCCGAGUGUAUGAAUGUUACAGUGACUCUGGAAUGUGAUCAUUCUCAAGCUUGGAGAGCGUACACGAAGUCAGUAUUAAACAAAACCGCUCUAGUGGGGCGCGAGUGCUCGGAUUGGGGACCGUUGGUUGAUGACAAGUGUGAUGGAAGGGAGGCUGUAGUGGGGUAUGGUGUCAGUUCUACAUUGCGUGGGAUUUACGUAGUUAAAACGGUUCAGGGUAAUAUCGUCGAACCAGCAAUUCAAUUGAGAGUGUUUAAUCCGUUUGAUAUUCAUACAUGGUGGUAAUAGUUUAAAUAACGCCAUCUAUCGGCAAAAUUUCAAAACAUUACAAAAUAUUACUAUAAUAUUCCAAAUUUAGAAUUCCAAAGAUAUUUUUAGCAUGUUUAUUGUAUACUCAGUACGUAAAGUGAUUCUUGAGGAUGCAUUAUAUUAUCUGUUAUUGAUUUGUAGAUCUUUUGCAUAAUACAUGCAGUAUAUUAAUAAAUAGUUCGUAAAUAUUGAAGUAUAAAACAAAUAAUAAUGAUUAUGAAGAAGCAAUUUUGCCAUUCCCUUACAUUCAUUUCUAAAAUGUGUAACUAAUUUUAAGAUGAAGUUUUAGAAUAAGCGUAUUCUUAUUUUGUAAUACCUAUUAUAAGUAAAGAAUUAUGUAAAAAGAAAAAAAUUAUCGAAAAUAUUAAUACCAAUAGAAAUUUUGAAUGGAUUCAGCGGUUAUGUUGCAGGCAUAGUAAAUAUUUAUACACAUCUAAGUAUGGGUAUGUAAGAAUAAUACGAAUUUAAAUUCCAAUAUUGUAUGCGCCCAAAAUCCUUUUAGAAAAAAAUCUCAUUCUGUUCAUAUAUGACCGAAGCAGCGAAGGUAUUUAGAAAGACAGAAAACGCAAAUGCGAGUGUCGAAGUCCUUGGCGUAACAAUAUUUAAGAACAAUUAGCACAUCACUACAUUAAAUGAAUUUAAAGGUUAGAGUAUCAAAGUAAGCAAUUAAUAUCACCUUGUGUGGUUUUAACAUGACUUAGCAAGUUUUGCGGCUACUCUUGACAGAAAAGUAUGCGAACGAAUUGUCACUAUGGAAUGAUGCUUAUAAAGAUUUUUAAUAUUUUUUUAUAGAACUAUUUGUAUAUAUUAGUUACAUAAUAAAAUUAAAACAUGGUUUUUCAGAAUUCCAUUUUUUUUGUUUGAUUAUAUUGCCAUCUAACGGUAGUAUAACAAAAUAAAUAGUUUAUAGGUGUGUCAAACCUUUCAUCACAUAGUUACCGCGCAGUACCAUAGAUGGCGUUGUUAAAAGUCUAUCUUCAUAAUAAUGUAGUAACUUUUGUAUCGUAACAUUUUUCUUAUAUUAUGGUCUAAUAAAAAUACUUUACAAUUAUAAGUAUAUAUGUAUGUAAUCAAAAAAGGAAAUUGUUUAGCUAAAAUUAACAUUGUUUCAAAAAAUAUAAUUAAGAGAAAUUACCUA